Lolium rigidum is the source of this 2413-nucleotide messenger RNA. Its product is annotated as receptor protein kinase-like protein ZAR1. NCBI's taxonomy places the organism in Eukaryota, Viridiplantae, Streptophyta, Magnoliopsida, Poales, Poaceae. Gene Ontology annotation, molecular function: protein kinase activity; ATP binding; protein binding. The record is from RefSeq and is a predicted model, not a curated record. Gene Ontology annotation, biological process: protein phosphorylation. The transcript is spliced from 3 exons. The coding region runs from base 1 to 2112 and encodes 703 amino acids.
AUGGCCGCUGCGCUCCCGCUUCUCCUCCUCCUGCUACUCCUCGCGCUCCCCGCCGCCACCCACGCGCUCACCGCCGACGGCCAGGCGCUGCUCGCCUUCAAGGCUGCCGUCCUGCGGGACCCCACGGGGGCCCUCGCCGACUGGAACGCCUCCGCCGCAGAUCCCUGCUCCUGGAACGGCGUCGCCUGCGAUGCCGCCGGCGCCGGCAUCCGCCGCGUCGUCGCGCUCUCCCUUCCCAGGAAGGGUCUCGUCGCCACCCUACCGGCGUCCGCGCUCCCGGCCUCCCUCCGCCACCUCAAUCUCCGAAGCAACCGCCUCUUCGGCGCCCUCCCGCCCGCGCUCAUCGCCGGCGCCACGGGGCUGCGGAGCCUCGUCCUCUACGAGAACGAGCUCGACGGGCCCGUCCCCACGGAGCUCGGGGGCCUCCCCUACCUCCAAAUCUUGGACCUCUCCGCCAACUCCUUCAACGGCUCUCUCCCCGGCUCGAUCCUGAAAUGUAGGCGCCUCCGCGCGCUCGCCCUCGCCCGGAACAACCUCACCGGCCAGCUUCCGCCGGGGUUCGGCCAGGAGCUCUCCGCGCUGGAGCAGCUCAAUCUGUCUUACAACCGCUUCUCCGCCGCCAUCCCGGAUGACAUCGGGAACCUCUCCAGGCUCCAGGGGACGGUGGACCUGUCGCACAAUCACUUCUCUGGGCCGAUUCCGGCGAGUCUUGGGAACUUGCCGGAGAAGGUAUACAUUGAUCUCACCUAUAACAAUCUUUCUGGGCCGAUUCCGCAGAAUGGGGCGCUAGAGAACCGUGGUCCCACGGCGUUCAUGGGGAACCCAGGGCUCUGUGGGCCGCCACUCAAGAACGCAUGCUCGCCAUCUUCCAACCCGUUUGUUCCAAAGGAUGGGGACUCGGCGCCACCCGGUGCCAGGAGGAGCAAGGGGCUGGGAAAGGUUGCCAUUGUGGCCAUUGUUCUUAGUGAUGUGGUGGGGAUCUUGAUCAUUGCCCUGGUCUUCUUCUACUGCUACUGGAGGGCAGUUUCCCCCAAGGACAAGGGACAGGGUGGGGCUGCUGGCUCUAAAUGGUCAAGGUCUGGCAAGGAUUGUGGAUGUUUUAGCAGGGAUGAGCCUGAGACACCUUCGGAUCAGGCAGAGCAGUACGGCCUCGUCGUCUUGGACCAGCAAGUCAAGUUUGAUCUCGAUGAGCUGCUCAAGGCAUCAGCAUUUGUGCUCGGCAAGAGUGGGAUUGGAAUUGUGUAUAAGGUGGUUCUCGAGGAUGGCCUCAUUACCGCCGUGAGGCGGCUUGGCGAGGGGGGUUUGCAGAGGUUUAAGGAGUUCCAGUCUGAGGUUGAGGCUAUUGCCAAGGUUCGGCAUCCCAACAUUGUUACCUUGAGGGCCUACUAUUGGUCUUUUGACGAGAAAUUGUUGAUAUAUGAUUAUAUCACAAACGGCAGCCUCUCGUCAGCAAUUCAUGGUAAACCUGGGACAAUGACGCUCACACCAUUGCCAUGGGAUGCACGUCUAAAGAUUAUGAAAGGCGUUGCCAGUGGGAUGUCCUUUUUACAUGAAUUUAGCCCCAAAAAGUACGUGCAUGGAGACUUGAGGCCAAACAAUGUGCUUCUUGGAAUGGACAUGGAACCGUACAUUUCAGAUUUUGGCCUCGGACGACUUGCAAACAUUGCUGGUGGAGCAUCAUCUUUCUCGCAAUCAGAUCGGGCUGGUGUAGAGAAGGCUAAAACUCAGCAGCCAGAUGCCUCAGUGAGCCCGCUUGUGAGCAGAGGUUCAUGCUACCAAGCACCGGAGGCACUGAAAACACUCAAACCAUCACAGAAAUGGGAUGUCUACUCCUAUGGUGUGAUCUUGCUUGAAAUGAUUACCGGAAGAUCGCCCAUCAUGCUCUUGGAAACUAUGCAGAUGGACCUUGUUCAAUGGGUCCAAUUCUGUAUAGAAGAGAGGAAACCAUCCUCUAAUGUGCUCGAUUCUUUCCUCGCCGGGGACUCUGAACGGGAAGAUGAGAUGAUUGCAGUACUCAAAGUCGCUCUCUGUUGUGUUCAGGCUAAUCCUGAGCGGAGGCCGUCGAUGAGGCAUGUCGAAGAAACCCUGGAGCGCCUCAACAUUUCAAGCUAGAAAAUCACUAUCACGAAAGGGGAUCAUAUCAUUGCAGAGAAUAUAUGAUGGCUGUACAGCUCGAGCAUGGCAAAGAAGCUUAGGGAGACAUCAAGUAACAUUAGUUAAGUAUGUAAAAUUGUCAUUUUCCAGGGGCUCAUGGAUUUUCAUGGGCUCUUAACAAGUUAGGUACCAUGUGUUAGUUAUUGUAAACUUGCAAGCAUGUCUGCUAAUAUGUGUUAUGGCCCUUGUGCUGUUAAGACUGAACAUCGACUACUAGUAUAUGAUAACUGAACAUUUCUCUUGGAAUUUCGGACCAUGG